Drosophila sechellia is the source of this 914-nucleotide messenger RNA. Its product is annotated as ribosomal RNA-processing protein 7 homolog A. The transcript is spliced from 2 exons. The record is from RefSeq and is a predicted model, not a curated record. Gene Ontology annotation, molecular function: RNA binding. Gene Ontology annotation, cellular component: CURI complex; UTP-C complex. NCBI's taxonomy places the organism in Eukaryota, Metazoa, Arthropoda, Insecta, Diptera, Drosophilidae. Bases 64 to 864 code for a protein of 266 amino acids. Gene Ontology annotation, biological process: rRNA processing; ribosomal small subunit assembly.
UCACACUGGCACACAACGUGUUUACAAAACGUUGUUUAGUUAAUUUACGGCGAAUAACACAAAAUGGUUGAACUGGAGGGCUAUGUAGUGGUGCCGCUGCGCACGACGCCGGAUGCGCAACAUUGCCACAGUGUCUACAUGCGGGAGCACUUCAUCCGGCUGAUGGAUCCCAACAAACCGAAGGGACGCACACUCUUCCUACUCAACGUGCCGCCCUACGUGACGGAGGACAGCCUGCGCACGGUCUUCGGCCGGGCGGGGAGCAUUGAGGCCGUGGAGUUCGCCGCCAAGCCGGGCAAAGAGGAGACCAUCAAGUGGUACGAGGGCACCGGCGAACCCUUCUCCUCCACUCGUCCGCCCUUCGUCUUCAAGGUGGCCUACAUAGUGUUCGAGAAGAACAGCAGCAUCGGCAAGGCGCUGGCACUGCAGAGCAUUGACCUGUUCAACAGCAGCGGCGAGUGCAUCAUCAAGACCGGCAUGGAGCUGUGGCACGACGAGUACGACAGCAAUUACCUGCUGGAUGCGCAAAAGACGAAGCUACAGAUCAGCAAGUACAUGGCCGGCUACGACAAGCGGGAGCGAGCGGCGGCAGAGGCGGCCAAGACCGGAGAGGCCGAUGCCGACGGAUGGGUCACCGUGGGCAAGGAGGGUCGCAAUGCCGGCUUCGAGCAAAAGGCGUCCGUGAUUGGACGCCUGGAGGAGAAGGUGGCCAGGGGCAAUAAGACCAAGGAGCUGAAGAACUUCUACACCUUCCAGAUACGCGAGAGCAAGAUGCAGAACAUUGUCGAGAUGCGCAAGAAGUUCGAGGAGGACAAGCGAAAGAUCGGGCUGCUCAAGCAGUCGCGCCGCUUCAAACCAUUUUAGUCCGUACGCAUAGGUUAAGCAUCGAAUAAAACUUCUUUACGACACCAGAA